Messenger RNA from Gaeumannomyces tritici R3-111a-1, 1274 nucleotides. Its product is annotated as 2-dehydropantoate 2-reductase. Gene Ontology annotation, molecular function: 2-dehydropantoate 2-reductase activity. The coding region runs from base 108 to 1091 and encodes 327 amino acids. Gene Ontology annotation, biological process: pantothenate biosynthetic process. The record is from RefSeq and is a predicted model, not a curated record. NCBI's taxonomy places the organism in Eukaryota, Fungi, Ascomycota, Sordariomycetes, Magnaporthales, Magnaporthaceae. The transcript is spliced from 4 exons. Gene Ontology annotation, cellular component: cytoplasm.
CCCCAACUUGCGAGAGGGGUGGCUAGGCGUAAUCGCAUUUCUUCAAAAGGUAGAGAGAGCUCGCAAAUAUCUGCUGGACCAAUUCAGGGGUACGCACAUCUGUCGCCAUGGCAUCCAAACAACUUGAUGUGAUGCUCUAUGGGCUCGGAGCUAUCGGCUCCUUCUACGCCUUCAUCUUGAGUCGCAACCCCAACGUGAGGUUGACCGUGGUCGCGAGAUCAAACUACGAAGCCGUCAGUGCCAACGGCCUUUGCAUCAACAGCGAGAAUCACGGAAACGGACUAGCCGUCAAGCCUUAUAAGGUUCUUCGGACCCCUGCCGAGGCCAGCGCCAAGUUCGACUACAUAGUCUGCGCAAACAAGGCGAUCGGCCAGGGCGAGGUCCCCGCUCGCCUCGCGCCCGCCGUGGACGAGAAUAGGACGACCAUUGUGAUCAUCCAGAAUGGAGUGGGCAACGAGGAGCCGUUCAGGAACGCGUUCCCUUCCACCACUAUCAUUUCAUGCGUGACAUGGGUGGGCGCCCGACAGCACACGCCGGGCUUCAUCACGCACACAAAGUCCGAGGACAUGCAGGUGGGCCUGUUCCCCAACGCAUCGGCCGCGCCAGAGCGGGAGCAGGCGCGGCUGGACGAGUUCGCGGGCCUGCUGCGGACGGGCGGGACCGUGUUCCAGGUGGUGCCCAACGUCCAGGUGCAGCGGUGGGAGAAGGUGGUCUGGAACGUGGCGUGGAACUCGCUCACUACGCUGACUAUGCUGGACACGCACGCCUGGCUGGGCAGCUCUCCCGGCGCGACGCCCAUGACGCGCCGGCUCAUGGGCGAGGCCAUCGACGUGGCGCUGGCGCUGGGCGUGCCGCUGGACAAGGAGCAGCUCAUCGACCGGCUCAUGGGCAAGAUCCUGGCCAUGCCGCCAAUCUACAGCAGCAUGUACGAGGACGCAAAGCACGGCCGCCCCAUGGAGGUCGAGAUCAUCCUCGGCUACCCAGUGCGCAAGGGGAGAGAGCUGGGCGUCAGCAUCCCCACACUCGAGACCAUUUACACCGUCAUUACCGGGGUCAAUCUUCGACUGAUCAAGGCGGUUGAGAAGGCUUGAAACGCUGUGAAUGAUUUGGAUGGACUAGCUCAAGGGAGGGUUGCACGUUAUAGAUGAUAAAUUGCCACAUAGAUUAUAUCUCACGUACCUUGGAAGAUGGAAAGGCAUAUUCCUUCUACAACCCGAAUUCCUAUUUACCCUUGGCGACCUCUUUCUCAUUUUCGACAUCCCACCGAAGCCUGA